AUGAGCAAUUGCAUCUUCUCCUUAAAGGGGGGGAAUAUCAUACAUCCCUCUCGCUCCACCCUUCUCCACCAUCAAAAUCGAAUCCUCUACUGGAACAGCAUCACAACCACUAUAAACAUCCUGCACAUGUGCUGUUCCACAUUCCGUCUGUGCUACAUAAUAGACUAUCCAAACCCGUUACGCCUGCACAACAUAGAUUUUGUGAUGCUAUGUCUCCAUUUAAUAUCCUUGCUAGAUGUUGCUACGUGUUUCAACACUGGGUUUCCGCAAGACAGUCUUACUAACGUUGUGUUGGAAAGGAGACAGAUAGCUUGUCGCUACCUCCGCUUUUGGUUCUGGAUCGACUUUGUGUCAUCUGUUCCCAUGUCGUUCAUGAUGCUGAUGAGCGGACAGCAAAACUAUAGAUGGCACUUGUUGGCGCACUUGCUUCCCCUACUGAGGAUAUUGCGGCUGCGAUCCACUAUCAAUAAUUUCCACGCCACUCUUAAGGCAUACAUGCAACAAAAGCAGUUUCCAAGACCACUAAAGAAUCGCGUUAAAACUUUUUAUAAAUAUAAAUAUCAAAAAGCAUAUUACAAAGAAGAAGCCGUGUUGGACUGUCUAUCAGAUCAAUUACGACACGAAAUUGUAAUGCACACAUGCAACAAAUUCAUUCAAAAAGUAAAGCUCUUGAAGGGCCUACCUGCUAACAUGAUGGGAGAACUCAUGAGCUACCUCAAACCAGAACAAUAUUUAGCUAACGACUUGAUCGUUCGUGCCGGCGAUAUCGGAGAUUGUGUAUAUUUUAUUGCGUAUGGGACUGUUGCUGUUUAUACCUUGAAAGGAGCAGAGGUAGCCCACCUGGAAGAUGGGGACCAUUUUGGAACAGUUGCAUUACUGAUGAAGGAUUCUAAAAGAAUAGCAACAGUGGUUGCUGUUGAGAUCACCCACCUUUAUCGUUUGGAUACCAUACACUUUCGAGAGAGAGUGGAAACAUUAGCAUCCAAGAGAAUGCAUGAGACAGUAGUUUUGGAUGAAGAAUUUCGAAGGAAACAGGAAAGGGUUUUUAGUGAAAGUACCUAA
Molecule: messenger RNA, 1062 nt
Organism: Leptosia nina
Lineage: Eukaryota; Metazoa; Arthropoda; Insecta; Lepidoptera; Pieridae
Source: the annotation of a GenBank genome assembly